Messenger RNA from Arvicola amphibius (Eurasian water vole), 831 nucleotides. RefSeq names its product NADH-cytochrome b5 reductase 2. Gene Ontology annotation, molecular function: FAD binding; oxidoreductase activity. The transcript has 8 exons. The record is from RefSeq and is a predicted model, not a curated record. The coding region runs from base 1 to 831 and encodes 276 amino acids. NCBI's taxonomy places the organism in Eukaryota, Metazoa, Chordata, Mammalia, Rodentia, Cricetidae. Gene Ontology annotation, cellular component: mitochondrion.
AUGAGCUUAGAGAAGAAAGAUCGCAUCACCUUACAGGACCCUGAAGCCAAGUACCCCCUGCCCUUGAUUGAAAAGGAGCAAAUCAGCCACAACACCCGAAGGUUCCGCUUCGGACUGCCCUCACCAGACCAUGUCUUGGGGCUCCCUGUAGGUAACUAUGUCCAUCUCUUGGCCCAAAUUAACAAUGAGUUGGUAAUUAGGGCUUACACUCCUGUCUCUAGUGACGAUGAUCAAGGUUUUGUGGACUUCAUUAUAAAGAUAUACUUCAAAAAUGUACACCCCAAGCAUCCUGAAGGGGGAAAGAUGACUCAGUACUUAGAGAACAUGAAAAUUGGGGACACCAUCCUUAUCCGAGGGCCAACAGGGCGCCUCUUCUACCACAAGCCAGGUCACCUUACAGUCAAAACAGACAAAACGAGUGAGCCUGAAAGAAAACAGGUUCAUCACCUGGGGAUGAUUGCUGGGGGCACAGGCAUCACACCCAUGCUGCAGCUCCUCCGCCACAUCACCAAGAACAGCAGUGAUGGGACCAGGAUGUCCCUCCUCUUUGCCAACCAGACCGAAGAGGAUAUCUUGCUGAGAAAGGAGCUGGAAGAAACCGCCAUGACUCACCCCGACCGGUUCAACCUGUGGUAUACCCUGGACAGGCCUCCCGAUGGCUGGAAGUACAGCUCGGGAUUUGUCACUGCUGACAUGAUCAAGGAGCACCUCCCUCCCCCUGGGGAGGCCACACUCAUCCUGGUGUGUGGUCCACCACGUAUGAUCCAGGAGAUGGCUCACCCUAGCCUGGAACAGCUCGGCUAUACCAAAGACAUGAUUUUUACCUAUUAA